AUGUCCACCACAGACGUCGCCGACGGCGCGAUGGAGGUCGACGCCGCGCCGCCAGGGCCGCAUUACGCGGCUGCGCUGAGCCUGAGCGGGCACACGAUGGCGCUGUCAUCACUGAAAUUCAGCCCCGACGGGUCCAUGCUCGCCUCGUCAGGCGCGGACAAGCUGAUCAAGCUGUGGGACGCGGAGAGCGGGGCGGUGAUGCGCACCCUCACCGGGCACACGGAGGGCAUCUCGGACAUCGCGUGGUCCGGCGACAGCGAGUACCUCGCGUCCGCGUCGGACGACAAGACGAUCAGGAUCUGGGACGUGCAGGUGGGCACGGAGCUCAAGACGCUGCUCGGCCACACCAACUUUGUGUUCUGCCUCAACUACAGCCCGCACUCGAACCUGCUCGUGUCCGGCGGCUUUGACGAGACCGUGCGCGUCUGGGAUGUCGCGAAAGCGCGUUCGCUUAAGGUGCUCCCCGCCCAUUCCGACCCCGUAACCUCUGUCAGCUUCAACCACGAUGGGACCCUGAUCGUUUCGUGCGCCAUGGACGGUCUAAUACGAAUCUGGGACGCCGACUCCGGCCAAUGUCUGAAAACACUCGUCGACGACGACAACCCGAUAUGCUCGCACGUGCGCUUUACGCCCAACUCCAAGUUCCUCCUCGCGUCCACGCAGGACUCGACGAUCCGCCUGUGGAACUACCAGACAUCGCGCUGCGUCAAAACCUACACCGGCCACACAAACCGCACGUAUUGCAUCCCCGCGUGCUUCACCAAUACCGCGGGCAGCAAAUACGUGGUCAGCGGGAGCGAAGAUGCAAAGCUGUAUAUCUGGGACCUGCAGACGCGCCAGGUUGUCCAGUGCUUGGAGGGGCAUAAAGAUGUUGUGCUUGCCAUUGCUACACAUCCUACAAAAGCCAUCAUUGCUUCAGCGUCGAUGGAAAAAGACCCCACGAUCCGGAUAUGGCGCGACGAGUCAGACCCGAGCAUGCAGUAA
This is a messenger RNA of Mycena indigotica, 984 nucleotides long. Its product is annotated as WD40 repeat-containing protein. Bases 1 to 984 code for a protein of 327 amino acids. NCBI's taxonomy places the organism in Eukaryota, Fungi, Basidiomycota, Agaricomycetes, Agaricales, Mycenaceae. Gene Ontology annotation, molecular function: protein binding. The record is from RefSeq and is a predicted model, not a curated record. The transcript has 8 exons.